UUUUUUGUACACACAAACGAACACACACGCGCAUUUGUCUUUGGCGUGCAAAACGCAGACAUGUAUGCAUUUAUUGUUGUAAUUCUUUGUUGUAAGUGCUAAAUAUUAUCACAUUUAUUGUCAUAAUUUGUUCGUUUCUUCAAAUAUAAUUACUGCGUUAAUUUUUUAAAUUUAAUUUAAAUCAAAAUUAAUACAACAAUCAAUGUUGGCAACUUGUUUCUCAAUCUCCUCGUGCGUACCCGAGUACUAUCCGGUUACGCCGUUACUCGCUUUUCCAAGUUUUAUUAUGUUUUUUUUUUUCAAUAUUUGAUUUUUCAUAAAUCAGUGCAAUAAACUUCAGUUUUCUCACUUGUUUUUAACCAAAUUUCUAGAAACAUAUACUAAUAAAUUUUCAAAAUAUUAUAAAAAAUUGUCAGAUAAUCAUAAACAUUUGCAAAAAAUCAUUGUAAAUUUUCGUCAAAUCAUAAACGCUUUCAAAAACCAUAAACAUAUUCGCAAAAUUAUAAAACAUUUUCAAAAAAUCAUAAUACAUUUUUGGAAAUAUAAAAAUUUUCACCCAAAAACAUAACAAAAGCAAAAUUUUAAAUAUAAUCAAAAACCGAAAACCAAAAAAUCGCAAUUGAAGUAAUUUCAACAAAUACCAACCCUCAAUGCAAGUCUAAGAAUAGCCGAAAUCUUCAGUUAAUCAUAAUUUUUCAACAAGCAAUGCAUAAAUUUUGGAUACAAAUUCUAUACAAGUCAAGAAAUAUUUUCAAUCGCCAAUUAUCGUGCAUGCAAGGUGGCAAAGUAUGUCCUUGCCGCGAUUCCAAACCAAACGCCGAAAACUACAACGAAACUGCCAAACCUUUACGCUGGGGCAUGGCGCCGGUGAGUUUAAUAGCCGAUGAUUUUGUUACCGCACUGAAAGUGCUGCCAUACCAGCAUCAUGUGGUCACCGCUUGCACAUCCACCUAUCAAUCAGUGGCGCAAGCAUUCGCCGCCAAACACAACAUACCGCACGUUUACAAUAGUUUUCAAGAAUUGGCGCGCAGCCCAAAUGUUGAUGUGGUCUAUAUCUCGUCCUUAAAUCCCUUCCAUCUGGAGAUCUGUCGCAUGAUGCUGGAUCACGGCAAGCACGUGCUCUGCGAGAAGCCACUUUGUAUGAAUGAGGAUCAGACACUACAGCUAAUUGGACACUCGCAUAGCAAAGGUUGCUUUCUCAUGGAGGGCAUUUGGUCACGUUGUGUGCCCGCCUAUCAAUAUAUACGCAAACAGAUUGAGGCGGACGCAUUGGGUGAUGUGCUUAAUGUGAAGUGUACACUUGGCUUGCCCAUGCAAAAGGUGGGACGUGUAAUGCGUCGCAGUCUUGGCGGUGGCGUGACACUGGAAUUGGGCGUCUAUGCGCUGCAAUUCGCAUUGUGGGUCUUUGGUUAUGCGCCGUCCAACGUCACCGCCAAUGGCAAACUAAAUGGGGAUGGUGUCGAUGAAGAGGCAAAUAUAUGCAUGAAAUUUGGUCCGGGACGUGUAGCAGAGAUUUUGUUGAGUAGUACGAAACGUUUUGACAAUAAGGCGGUAAUACAAGGCACGAAAGGCUGUAUAACUGUGCCCGACUAUUGGUGUCCGGUGAAGAUUUUGGACGUUAACGGCACGGAAAAAACAUUUCCAUUGCCCAAAAGUGAUUUGUCUACGUAUUUUCCUAAUCGCUUGGCGCUAAGUUUUGAAGCAGAAGAGGUGCGUCGCUGCAUAUCGGAGCACAAGUCGCAAAGUGAUUUGUUCUCGCACAAAGAAAGUUUGGAAUUAUCAUAUAUUGAGGAUCAAAUUCGUCGACAAUUGGGCGUCGUGUAUACAGAGGAUGAAAUGGCGAAUUUAUUUAAAAAGUGAAAAACAAAUUUAAAAUUAACAGAAAAUCUAUUAAAACAAAUUUAAUUAUGU
Bactrocera oleae (olive fruit fly) is the source of this 1911-nucleotide messenger RNA. RefSeq names its product trans-1,2-dihydrobenzene-1,2-diol dehydrogenase. Gene Ontology annotation, molecular function: nucleotide binding. Lineage: Eukaryota; Metazoa; Arthropoda; Insecta; Diptera; Tephritidae. The record is from RefSeq and is a predicted model, not a curated record.